This is a messenger RNA of Telopea speciosissima, 2823 nucleotides long. Its product is annotated as disease resistance protein At4g27190-like. The record is from RefSeq and is a predicted model, not a curated record. Gene Ontology annotation, molecular function: ADP binding. The transcript has 4 exons. The coding region runs from base 49 to 2823 and encodes 924 amino acids. Lineage: Eukaryota; Viridiplantae; Streptophyta; Magnoliopsida; Proteales; Proteaceae.
GGUUUCUUUGCUCCUUCUUCCUCUAAUCAAGUGUCCCAAAAUUCAUUAAUGGCUACAAUUGGACAAAUACUAGGCGCCAUUGGGCAACCAAUAGCAGCCAUUGGGCAAUGUUUAUGGGUCCAGCUCAGACGUCAAAUCAGCUACAUCAAAAAUCUUGAAAAAAAUUUUGAGAAGCUGGAAGGAAAAGCGAAAGAUCUCUACAACAAAAGGGAGGAUGUAAACAGCGAGAUAAACAGAGAUACCAUAUCAAAAAUGGUGACAGCUGACUGUCAAUCUUGGCUUCAGAAGGUGGGAGAAAUUUUGGAAAAUAAAGUCAAAGCCAUAGAAACAGAGUUUCAAGAAAAUAAGCGUUGCAUUGGUACACUUUGCCCCAACAUUUGGUGGAAAAAGAGACUGGGUAAGAAAAUUGUGAAAAUGAUUGAUGACAUUGUUAAUCUCAUGGAUGACUACUCAAAGUUUUCAGGAAGAUAUGUGGUUGAGGCACCUCCACAGUCAGUUGAGCCAAUUCCUGCACUAACUAUAGAAGGCGAUGAUACAUCAAUUGAUCGAACUGUCCAGAAGAGAUUAAGAUGCAUAAGAGAUGAUGAUAGGCAUAAAAUUGGCAUAUGGGGUAUGGGUGGAGUUGGGAAGACAACUGCAAUGAAGGUCCUAAACAAUUCACCCGAAAUAACAGGUAUGUUCGAAAUGGUUAUUUGGGUAACUGUGUCCAAAGAUGGGGGAGGAGAUAUAAUAAGAAAGGUACAAAAGGAUAUUCUAAAGCGUCUGUCAUUGCAGUUUGAUGAUGAUGAGUCUGUUGAAAGAAGCGCAAGUAGAAUUUUUCAAGGAUUGAGAAAUAUGAAGUAUUUGCUGCUUCUAGAUGACUUGUGGGAAAGAAUGGAAUUGGGUAUUAUAGGAAUCCCCAAACCAAGCAAAGAAAAUGGGUGCAAAAUGAUAAUAACAAUUAAAGUUGAAGUGUUAUCUGAAGAAGAGGCCUGGAACUUGUUUCGGGAAAAGGUUGGCAAUGUCGUCGUGGAUUCACAGGAUAUAAGAGAAAUAGCUUCAAAGGUCGUUCGAAAAUGUCAAGGUUUGCCACUAGCCAUUAUUGUAAUAGGAGGGUCUUUGAGAAAUAAGAAUGAGCUAAGUGAAUGGCGAAAUGCACUGAAGGAGUUGAGCUCGAAUAAGUACGAAAUUAUUGAUGAUAUGGAAGAAUCUGUGUUUAGGAAAUUGAAGUUCAGUUAUGACUGUUUAAGGAGCAACAAUAUCAAGAAGUGCUUUUUAUACUGUGCUUUAUACCCGGAGGACUAUGAGAUUGGAGGAACAGGACUCAUACAACGUUGGUGGGCAGAGGGUUUCAUUGAUGAUGAUUUAAGGUUGGAUGAGCCAUAUGAUAAAGGGCAUGCUGUAAUAAAAUACCUAAAAGAUGUUUCAUUGUUGGAAGAUGGCCCCCUAACGAGUGGGUUUGUUAAGAUGCAUGACGUGAUUAGAGAUUUGGCAUUAAAAAUCACAUCAGCAUCAGCAUCAAUAUUGUCUCCUGAUCGUAAUAUGUUUGUUCCAGAGGAUGAUGGUAAUCAUCAGUUUUUGGUUAAAGCAAAUAUGGGAAUAGAGAAGCUCUCAAAUGAGGUAGAUUGGGGACAGUUCCAAAGGAUCUCAUUGAUGCAUAAUAAAAUUGGCAAUCUACCUGAGAACCCAGCAUCCCUCUUACUUGAGACGCUAUUUUUGCAGUAUAAUGGAAAUUUGAGAAGAAUUCCAGAAUCAUUCUUCGAGCAUAUGCACAAUCUUCGAGUUUUGGACCUAUCAGGUACUCUAGUCAGUGAGUUACCAUCUUCUGUUUCCAAUUUAGUAAGCCUUGGAGGAUUAUUUCUUCUCGAUUGUCCCAAUUUGGUUACUUUACCAUCCCAAAUAGGGAAUCUUAAAAAACUUCAAGUGCUUCAUUUAGGAGACAUAUAUGGUAAUUUUGAGUACUUACCUAUUGAAAUUCAGCAGCUUACACUCCUUAGAAGUCUGCAAGUGAAAUUUGAUAGAAUACCAGGUGGGAAUCAUCGACUGAUGGUUCCUAAUGGGACUAUAUCAAGGCUCUCUCUGCUUGAAAACUUGAGCAUACGUGUACACAUGGGUAAAUAUCCAAAGUUCGGAGAAAGCAUUGCGGAAGAGGUGGGCAGCUUAAAGCAACUAACUCAACUACUUGAGUUUCAUUUUACAUCAUUGGAAGGUUUUGAGCAUUUUCUACGUGAAAGUUGUCCAUGGAAAAAUCAAACCCUCAAGUCAUUUCGAUUCAUUGUGCACUGCGACUCACGUGUCAAGGGUUACCGUACAUUUGAUUUUGAAGAAGAGGAUAGUGAAGAAGAAGAAGAAGAUCAUUAUGACGAUAGAGAAAAAUCAUCAAAUAUGCAAUAUUUGCAACUGGCAGGAGGUAAUUACACACCCAGCAGCACUGUAUUUGCAGAGGUACUCCAUCAGGCCAAUGGUUUCCAUUUACGAGGCCAUCAGACUUGUCAAAGUCUAUUGGAUUACCUGAAACUAUGCGCUGUUAGUGGAUGCAAGAUGAUGGAGAACAUCAUCAAUGGAAUUGAUUUAACUACUACUACUUCAACAACAACAUGUGCAGUUUUACCAAACUUGGAUUACUUGCAAGUUGAAGGUAUGCCAACUAUGGGGGCCAUUUGGGAAGGGCCAAUGCCACCAGGAAGCUUCAGCCGUUUAGCAACUUUGAAAAUCAGUUAUUGUGCAAACCUGAGAGAGAUUUUCACAAGGGGCAUACUCCAACAACUUCCAAACCUUGAAGUACUUCAGAAUUCAGUUGAUCAUUCACAAGCCAUCUUCUUGGAUCAGGUGGCUCUUCUGUAG